UAGUUAUAAACGAAGAACAUUCACUUAAUUACUAACAAAAUCAUCAUUUGUGAUCAUCAUCAUAUAAAAGCUACCGUAAAUUUGAUUAAUUAUCUCUCUAAUGAUAUCAAUUAACUCAACACUUAACAGACAAGCAGACCCCAAGAGAAAGAGAUAGAGAGACACUACACCUCUCUCUCUUUAUUCUUCUUCCUUCAUCCCUCUCUCUCUCUCCCUCUCUCUCAUUCAACAUCAAUGAGUUCUACAGGAAACCCUAAUAAUCCAUGGCCAACAUACGAUUCAUACAGAGACUGCUCACAAGGAGUAUGCAGCGUCUACUGUCCUCAAUGGUGUUACGUCAUCUUCCCACCUCCUCCUCCUUCCUUCUUCCUUGACGACGAAGAAGACUCCUCCUCCUCUGAUUUCUCCCCUCUCCUCAUCGCUCUCAUCGGAAUCCUUGCCAGCGCCUUCAUCCUCCUCAGCUACUACACUCUCAUCUCCAAAUACUGCCACCGCCGCCGCGAAAACUCCACCUCCUCUAUCAGACGCGAUGAUCGCGAGAUCUCUUCCUCUAUAACCGUCGAUACUUGGCACGGAGGAAACAACGAAGAAGCUCCGAAUCCGGGAGAUGGACUCGAUGAGACGCUGAUUAAAUCGAUACGAGUUUAUAGAUAUAAGAAGGGAGACGGAUUGGUGGAAUCUUCGGAUUGCUCUGUUUGUUUGAGUGAGUUUCAGGAGAAUGAGAAGUUGAGGUUGUUACCUGAGUGUAACCACGCGUUCCACGUGCCGUGUAUUGAUACGUGGUUGAAGUCUCACUCUAACUGUCCUCUUUGCCGCGCCUUUAUCGCCGGAAGAGUUGAAUCCAUUGCGGCAGCUUCUAAUCAACAGAUCUCCCCUGUAAACGAUCAACAUCGUCUGAGUGGAGAUUCCCUCGUUGUUGACUUAGAUCUGGAGAUUGGAUCUCGGGAUGAGGCGGUUGUUGUUAACGUGAACGGCGGAUCGACGCCGAAACCGCCGGAUCAAGUGAAUCGGAGAUCGUCGUCGGUGAAUUCAAGCGGUGUUGUUUUGAUCGCUGAUAUACUGAGGGAGAUUGAAGACGAAGAUGAAGAAGCGGGUGUAGGGACUUCUCGGCGUGGAGAAGAUGAGGAAGGGGAGAAGACGCCUCCGCCGUCAGAGUCGGCGGCGAGUCAAGCAGGCGGAGGGAUUUCGAAUUUUCUGGGGCGGAGUUCAGUGGCGGGUAAAUUUGUUAGAACCAGAAAUUACCGUUUACCGAAUUGAAGAGAAAAUUGAUUAAUUUUAGGGGAUUUGAAUUUAUUUUUAAAAAAGUCAAAAUUCGAAUUGGCUUAUACCGUUGGUAGUCUUUAUACCGGGUUAGAGAAUCAUUGUUAAACCAUUUGGAAACAGAGAGCAAUUUUCACUAUGUAAAGUUUUGAAAUUAUUGUCCAAUUUAUUCUUAAGUAUCUACUUUGAAUAUAUUCCCCAUGCUUUUCUCUUUUUCUUUUAUAAUGUCGCUACCUAGAAUAUAAGUAAAAUUUCAUGUUGU
Messenger RNA from Eruca vesicaria subsp. sativa (arugula), 1522 nucleotides. Lineage: Eukaryota; Viridiplantae; Streptophyta; Magnoliopsida; Brassicales; Brassicaceae. The record is from the annotation of a GenBank genome assembly.